UGGCAUCAAAGUGUGAUGGUUUUGUCUUUAAAGUCGACGUCGAGUCUGAACACAGAAGCUAAUACACCCCACAGAUUUCGCUCAUCACCUCGUCUAGGUCUGCCCCGUUUACGUUCACGUUAGACUGUGUUGCUUGUCACGUAUUUUGGGACAUCCUGAUCCAGUGCGACUUUGUAUUCUGGUCGAGGAAAACAAUGUCGCCGCUCACCGUCGCCGUUCAAGAUCACAAAGGCCGAAGUUUCAUCGCCACGCGAACUGUCCCUCCUGGUUCAGUCGUUCUCCGCACAAAACCUUACGCUGCAAUCCCGGAUUGCGGAUCGCGACGGCAUGUCUGCGCCUACUGUUUGCGCCUUGCUCAUGGGUCAAAGGAAUUGGAGGUAUCGUGUGCAGAAUGCCAGCAAGCCUUUUAUUGUUCUUCAAGAUGUGCAGAGGCAGACUGGGGCACAUUUCACGCGGUCGAGUGCACAUUUAUGAAGGAUCUUAUGCUAGGGAUGCCAGCUCCCCGAGUGAAUGAUCUAGGCAGUGGGGAGGAAGUCUCGGUACCCAAUCGAGAGGAAUUCGAUAGUUACACCCUAGACUACAUGUGGCUCCUCAUGCGUGUAUUGACGAAACGGACAAGAGAGGUGCAAGCGGGAAUGAACCAAGUACCGUCGCCUCCAUCAACUAGCUCACCCAUCGACAAACCAUCGACGGGCACGUUCGCCGACGUAUGGGAACUAUGUUCAAAUUCUCAUCUAUUUCCCCCCGACAAGAUGCCGCAUUUCAUUUCCGUUGCUCGCUCACUUGCACGUUUUGUCCGAUCGUAUCUGAUUCCUGCCGCUAAACUUCCUGAUUCAUUUGAGCAUACGUUAUUACCUGCCCCAGCUCCGUCAGAUCUGCUCUCAUAUAUUGACCCACUGCCCCCAUUAGAAGCAUCCCUCCUUGACCUUAUCCUCAAAGAAGAGUGUAAUUCAUUUGGUCUGUACACGUUUUCCUACAAGGGCCAUCGCUUUCCCCGACAAGGUUACGCGUUGGCAUUAUAUCCAUUGGCAGUAUUCUUCAAUCAUUCCUGUGUGCCAAAUAUUGGACAUGUGACGCGACAUGCAGCUAUACCUCCAGAGCGCGGCGGCCUUGAUGCAGCAGAUUGUGCUGAAAUGGUAUUCUACGCGACUAGAACCCUGCAAAAAGGCGACGAGGCGCUUAUCUCGUACGUGGCGUUGGACGGUGAAGCUGGAACAACUGGGAUAUCGCGUCGGCAAAAUCUGGAGCAAUUGUUUUUCUUCAAAUGCGAUUGCCAGCGAUGUGCAGCGGAACGCGACAAACCUGACCAGGUUGUUGACACUGGAUUAGACAAGCUGUUAUGUCGCCGUGAUGGUUGCCGCGGUUGGUUUGUUCCAGCUCCCUUAAUGAAGAGGGCCGGUGGGCGCAAAUUCGUCGAAGGCCAGGACCACCCACUUCACGAUGUAGCGCAACGCCUUAUUUCAUUGCGAGAUACGGCUAUCCAUUCCUUAACACCGGAUGACAUUCGCGACCGUAUUGACGUGCUCAGCAAUAUACUGGACACAAGCAAGACGCACAUCGAAGACUCAUGUUCCUCGCGUCAAAGUGUCGACCACUUUGUUCUCUCGGUAAUUAUGGUAGCAUUUACGCAACAACUUGCAUCGUAUCGCGCGAUAACCCAGGGCGAUGCCGAUUUCAAGCGGACGCUGGACCGCUUAUCUGACGACAUGGAAGCGAUAUUCAGGAACCUUGACCAGAAUAAGGUACGAUCAAGGCACUCUUACACUGCAUGGAUAUGCGAAGCGUGUGGUAGAACACGGGAAUAGAAUUUGAUUACGAUAGUUAUUUCGCUUAAAUAUGCUUGGAACUACCCGUGUGGACUGGCAUAGACGAAUAGAUCCGGAUUUUAAUCCUGAGGAAGCA
Messenger RNA from Spizellomyces punctatus DAOM BR117, 1902 nucleotides. RefSeq lists its product as uncharacterized. NCBI's taxonomy places the organism in Eukaryota, Fungi, Chytridiomycota, Chytridiomycetes, Spizellomycetales, Spizellomycetaceae. Bases 195 to 1805 code for a protein of 536 amino acids. Gene Ontology annotation, molecular function: protein binding. The transcript has a single exon. The record is from RefSeq and is a predicted model, not a curated record.